AUGGCCUCGGCAGGUGCGAACGGGUUCAAGUCUCCCAAGAUCCCUCGACGACCCAAGACUCCCGAGUCACGUCAGGUGCAUUUUGAUUCUCAGGUCAAGCCAUCUACCUCUUCCUCCGUCAACAACGAGCGCAUCACGGGCUUCACCAGUGCCAAUUCCCCCAGCGGCGGCUUCUGCAACAACAUCAGUGGCGGCCCUGCCCCUAAGUCUGCUCCUGGAACUACCAAUACUGCCGCAACUACAGCGAUCACUUCUGCCCCAGCUCCGGAGGAAAAGGUCGAUACUCAGCCUACGAGUUUCCCUGCGCUUGGCCUAGGCCCGCUGCAGUGGCAUACCAGUGCCAACCCGACUCAGAGCCUUAGUCACCAGGUACCAACCAGUUUCAUCUCGCCUCCUCCUCAGCAACCACAAAUCUUCCCUCUCCCUCAGUUUCAUCCUGCUUCCUUCAUCAACACCGGACCAACCAACAACACUCAGUCUCCCAUUACCUAUAUCGGAAUCGGCCCUCAGACUCCCACUACGAAUCAUCCAAACAUCAUGGGUGACUAUCAGAACGCUGCGCCUCCUGUUCAAGGUGUGCAUUUCCAGCCGCCUGUUCCUGACACGACCUUUGGUCCAAUGCAGCAUGUUUAUGUGCCUCGCUUUGACGGUGGCCUUACCGGUGUUCAACAGCCUUUCGUUGGUACCAUGGCUCCCCAGCCUAAUGCCUAUGGCAGUUACGUUGUCCAGCAGCAGCCCUACUACAUCCAGCAACCGGCCAUGGGUCAGCAGCCAGUCCUCGUCGCAGGUCAACAGCAUCAGCAGUUCAUGCCGCAGAUGCAGCACGUUGCAGGGCUUCCCUCGGUCGGCCUGGCAGGUGGAGCUGCUGUGCCCGGCACGGUCCCCGUCUUUGCAGGUAAUGUCCCUGGUGGCCAUCAUGUCCCCGAUGUCUCUGGUAUGGGUCGUACCGCUGGCGAAGAACAGCUCCGUCAGAUCCAGUUUGCGCACGCGAACAAGCUCUACGAGCCCCAGGAGUUCAAGCCCGCUGACGACGACCCCUCCCGUUUCUACUAUGUUCGUGAAGUUGACGGGAACUGGACUCAGCGCAACCGAUUUACCAUUGAUCACAUGGGUGAUAGCCGUUGGUAUGUCACCGACGAGGGUUGGUUUUACGCCGUUCGACUUCCCAACUAA
Messenger RNA from Fusarium sp. VM40, 1173 nucleotides. Lineage: Eukaryota; Fungi; Ascomycota; Sordariomycetes; Hypocreales; Nectriaceae. The record is from the annotation of a GenBank genome assembly.